Messenger RNA from Metarhizium brunneum ARSEF 3297, 1788 nucleotides. RefSeq lists its product as uncharacterized. The record is from RefSeq and is a predicted model, not a curated record. Gene Ontology annotation, biological process: transmembrane transport. NCBI's taxonomy places the organism in Eukaryota, Fungi, Ascomycota, Sordariomycetes, Hypocreales, Clavicipitaceae. Gene Ontology annotation, cellular component: membrane. Gene Ontology annotation, molecular function: transmembrane transporter activity.
AUGGUGGCACUUCGCGACGGCUCAAAGGCGCAGGGUGAACUUGGAGAUGAUUCGGAUUUGAUCACGCCAGACCCCACGGAAACAACCCAUCUUCUGGCUACGGGCGUCGAAGGGAACGACAAUAUUGUCACUGCAGGCGGUGUCAAAGGUACCAAUGGGGGCUGGGAUGGUCUGGCUGACUUUGAAGGAUUGCCCUGGUGGCGACGGCCAUCGGUAUUUUGGUUGCUGGCGCCGUAUUCAGUCUUUACUCUUGCUUUUGGAAGUGUCAUUGUACCAAAGUUGAAUUUGAUUCUCGGCCUGGUAUGUCAGCAUUAUUUUGCAAGCCAAAGCCAUCUGCAUCCGGAUCUACGAGUCAACCCCAUCACCAUCGGUGCCGACAACCCUCAAUGCAGAAAUCCAGAGGUUCAGAAACGCGUCGCGACCUUCAUGCUGGUCAUGAACUUUUGCACUGGUUUGCUCAGCGCCUACGCUGCCCCUCGGCUUGGACACUUAUCCGAUAGAUAUGGUCGUCGGCGAUUACUUGCUCUGGCAUCCUGUGGUGGAUUGCUAGGCGAAAUCAUAACCAUUCUCGCCGCCAAAUUUCCCGAGACUGUUGAUUAUCGUUGGUUGAUCCUUGGAUCCGUCUUCGAUGGGAUGACCGGUUCCUUCACGGCUGGAAACAUUCUGACUCAAUCAUAUGCUAGCGACUGCACACCGCCAUCCAGACGUGCUGUGGCCAUUGGCUAUAUUCAUGCCUGUCUCUUCACAGGCUUGGCCGUGGGCCAGCUCUUGGGCGGAGAAAUCGUCAGGUUGACAGGAAGCUUGGUCUCAAUAUUCUACGUCUGCCUCGCGGCUCACUCCUUUUUCAUCGUGUUUGUCGCAUUUGUUAUCCCUGACUCAUUGUCUAAGAAGAAGCAGCUGGCCGCUCGCGAGAAGCAUCGCAAGGAAGAGGGGGAGCGCAGAGCACGACGGACAUCUUGGUUUUCGUCGGUACAGGAGAGAAACCCAUUCUCGUCUCUCUCUGUUCUGUGGCCCCGGGGUCGAGGAACCUCGACAAGACUUCGCCUCAACCUCGUAGCCUUGGCCACUUGCGAUAUGAUCAUUAUGGGAACCGCCAUGGCCGCCGGUCAGGUGAUCAUACUUUAUGCUGAGUAUGUGUUUGGCUGGCAGACUCCCGAAACCUCGCGCUUCGUCGCCGCCGCUUCCUUCUUCCGGGUUAUUGUUCUGAUGGGCAUCUUCCCGCUCAUCAACUACUUCUUUCGAAUCCGCCCUGCUGCCAAGAGAAGACGGGAAUCUGGCAUCACUCCUGUGGAUAAGAACAGCGGGGCCGACCAUUUGGACAUAUGGAUUCUCCGUAUUGCCUUACUUUCGGACAUUUUGGGGUAUAUCGGGUACACCUUUGCCAGGGCCCCCCUGCCUUUUGUCGCCUCUGCCCUUGUGACUGCGUUCGGCGGGCUUGGAAGUGCAACUAGUCAAUCUGUUGUUACGAAGCACAUUCCUCAUGACAAGGUUGGCAGAGUUCUUGGUGCAAUUGGCAUGCUCCAAGCUCUGGUCAGAGUCGUUGGGCCUGUGACAUUCAACGGUCUAUACGCUGCGACGGUCGGUAGCUAUCCACAGGCUAUUUUCGUCGCUCUUGCUGGUCUAUUCUCGUUUGCUUUGCUCUGCAGCUUUAUAAUCACGCCGUUUGUUCAUUGGCACGAGGACCAUGAAGAAGAGGAGGAGCGUGAGCCGCUCAAUGGAACUGCAUCACAAGCAGUUGGCCCUGCUGGUACUGGUUUUCCUUGCGAUGAGGAUGAAAUUCGGUACUGA